Messenger RNA from Lingula anatina, 3443 nucleotides. RefSeq names its product BTB/POZ domain-containing protein 16-like. NCBI's taxonomy places the organism in Eukaryota, Metazoa, Brachiopoda, Lingulata, Lingulida, Lingulidae. The record is from RefSeq and is a predicted model, not a curated record.
AAAGCGUGAGGAUGAUGGCGGAGGCAAAGACGAUGACGUACCUGCCUCCUAAACUUCACACAUCCUACUAUCCCACAUUUCCCCCAAAGCCGUCCGAAGAUUCUUUGUCGUAUAUCAGGUCUGUUUUAACAGCUCCCACUACAGCACUAAUGGGGGUAGUGGUUGAUGGAAGGAAACCAGAAAGGGAAGUUAUAGUAAGACAUGCCGUAACACCUCGUUGUAGAGUACGUAAAAUGGUUGGAGGUACCAAUCGUUGGCGCCUGCCGGAAUCUCUGGGCAGUGACCUUUUGGGGUCAUCACAAGCACUUAGAGCAAUUAACUUACCAUACAAUGAAUCCAUGGUCCACAUUUUGACAGCUGAAAACCCUCACCAGUCCAUUAAUUUAGACAUGGAGAAGCCAUAUAAGUUUCCCCUGGCAGAUAUGAGGCCAAGGACCACAACUGGUGGAGAUCGUCCAGUAGCUAGCAGUAUGUUACCUCAGUGUCCAUCUCCCCCCUACAGUGCACAGCCUAAACCUAAAUAUGCUGGUAUACCUCCUAUCCCAACCUUUGUGCCAUCCCGUGCCAGGCCAGCUAAGCCCAUGGAUGUGUUUCACUAUCACUCAAAGAGAACAACAUACCCUACUGGGCCAGAUGUGCUUUUGCAUUGUGCUGGCAUGGAUUGGGAAUUACAUCGACCAUUUUUACAGAAAUCUGAAACUUUGUCCAGUCUGCUUAACUAUGCUGACAACCCCUGUCCUCGCUAUUACUACAAGAACAAGGCCUCUGAAACCCUGGACAAUUACAUUAACCGCAGUCACAUCUACAGUAAUGAAUACCGUGAGAUCUCCAGUCGUUUAAAUAAGGUUGAGGUGAAAGACGAGGCAGAGUUAGGCAAGGAGAGACGUGGUUUAGAUCACCCAGCACAUACGUCUGCUCGCUGCAUGGCAAACAUGACAGUCAUCACUUUAGACCUCAAAGACCCAGUGAUAACUAAACAUUCUAUAGCAGUUGCCUUGGGUAACCUGUAUCAUGAUGAGACAGAGGUGGAAGUGGUGGAUGUGGUGGGAGUCCUGGCAGUGGCUUACCAUCUCAAGUUUAAACAUUUGGAAAACGGGUGUGCACGAAUUAUGAUGCGCUCUAUUCGAAGCAGAACAGUGUGUAGUUUUUACCAAGCUGCAGUCAAGUAUAAACAACAUGAGGUGGCAACAUCAUGUGAGAGGUGGUUGGAAUGUAACCUUAUCCCCCAACUGUCCACACAAAUACAGCUGAGAGACUUACCCAUGGAUGUGCUGCAGAAAAUUCUCAAGUCCAGCAGGUUGUUCACAUUCAAUGAAUACUCACUGUACAAGGUGCUGGCAUACUGGGUCUUUCUACAGAUGAACCCUCAAAUACAGCUGAUGCCUUCACACAGCUCUGUACUGGCAUAUUUCAACAGUUUGCCCAAAAACAGCUCUUUACUGGAGAGGGAAGAAGGUCAAGCCUAUGCUCCACUGUUCCAAACACUAAGACUUCAUGGUAUAAUUGAUAGUAGCCACAUUCAAGAUAUUCAGCAGAUGAACAUCUUGCCACAAAGUUGGAUUGUUCACAUCCUAGCUCAGCACUAUCAAGCUCUUCAUGGAGGAGGGGAUAUGACGCUGAUGACCAAUUUCAAUGCUGCAGCAAUUAGACAGGGCUUUAUAGUGGAUGAUGAGCCUCCUUACCACUCUGAGGUGUUCUCCCUCCAUGGUUUUCAUUUCGAGAUCAAAGCUGUCAGAACCAGCAAGAGGGGGACAUACAGCUUUUACAUGCAGCGUCUAAAACCCACUGACCCUACCCUGACUUUCCGUCAGUGUGAGCGUGCCACUUUUUCCAUGCGUCCAGACAGAGACGUCAAGUACAAAAUAAUGGUGCAGACAGUACAUGAUGGCGAGCAGGAGCUGUAUACCACAGGACCUCUUACACAGAGGUUUGGGCUUGGAGACAAGACCAGCAGGAGCGAGGUCAUGACAGUGGAUAACCUGGUCAAACCAAUCUUUGUGAGCUUUGCCUUGAUAUUCCCACCUUCAUAAAACUCCCACUGCGUUUGAUAAAGAUAUUAAUAAUAAGCUGAAGAUGAAAAUUGAAAUAUAAAUCAUGAUACACACAUGGAACUUAAAUUUUCUUGGCCAUUUGUCUCUCUUUUUCAAAGGACACAAUGCACAUAAACUGGAUUGGUAUUAAACUUCUUGCAGUAAACAGUAUUACAUGCAACAUAAACAUUAAGCAAUACAUGGCAGUAUUGGAUACUAAAAUAUUUUGCUCAAAUAUAAUUAUCAUACCACUGUGAUGAUUUCAUAUAAAGAAGAAUUGCAAAGCUGAUGCUUUAUUUUUAUGGAUUUUUUUGUGGAAGGAGUGAGGACUGAUGCAGUUGGUAGCCUUGCUUUCCAACUGCAGCAUGAUUUUUACAUGCAUGUAUUAUAAACAUGGUGAAGAUACACUAACCUUACUGGGUAUGACUAUAUUCACUAGCAGGUGCUUGGGAUCUGUAAUUGAAUUGCAUUAUUAAUAUCCCUGAACAAAAACUUAUUUUGGAAGUUAAAAAAUAAUGUGAGCUAAAAUUGUACUAGUAGGUUGCUAAAAAUGGUCAACAAGUACUUUUUGUUUAACAUGUUAUACAAAUCAUGAAGAAAAUGUGUCUAAAAACUAAGGGCUGCAGAAAGAUAACAUUUAGUGAGAUAACAAAGUUACUAAUAAGUACUGUGGUAUUUGUAAAUUGUGCCAAAUGUUGCAUCUAAUCUUAUUAUUGUUAUACCAAGUGUAUUUUGUAUAUAUUGUAAAUUGUAACAGCUUUCACAGCAUUUGAAUUUUUGUUUUACAGCGCACUUUUUUCUUUAAUUUAUUUAAAUUCUUUUCCACUUAAAAUACAGAACAAAGGACCUUUGCUGUAUUUAUUUCAAUAUGCAUUGUAAAAAUUGCUUUACAGAUAUCUGCAAUAAGCACAGAUCAUGACAAGCACUUUGCUUCCUCCAAUUUCCUUGAAUUGAACCAUGGAAUUGAUGCAAAAUUUGUUGUAGUCAUUUCUUCAAAACUAUUUUCAUCCAUCCGUGUCUCACAUUUGUAGAAGUCUGACAUUUCAUAAACAAGUGUCUUUUGUGUCUGUUUAGUGUGAAAGCUAUUGUUAUUGUGACAGUUCUGUGAUCUUACUAGACUCAAUAUGAAACAAUUAAUAAAAUAAUAAAACAUACAGCACAUUGAUUAAAAAUUUCAUUAUUCUUUAAUCUUUAAUACUUUAAAUAUUCUUAUCUGUGAGAAAACAAUAAUAAACAAAAGCAUCUAACAAGGAAAUAUUGAUGAUCAAGCUUAUCCAAGCUGGGUGCAUGGCUGUGUAAUAUUAACAUACAAAGUAGAAGUUAUUUCUGGGACCAUUAUCUUUAUAUGACUUAAAUACUGGCCAUUAUUAAUUUACAAUCACAUUCUAUACACCACAAUCAUAACAUGGAAUA